AUGUUUGCAUCGAUAUACAAAUGCCCAAGGGUACUCCGGCCUGGCAGUGUCUAUUAUACAAGAGUUUCUGCGAGACUCUUUAAUGCUUCAACGAGAUCAUUGAUUGAUUUCGAUCCUUACAAAACUCUCGGAGUCGACAAGAGCGCCAGUGCUUCUGAUAUUAAGAAAGCAUACUAUCAGCUUGUAAAAAAGUACCACCCAGACGUCAACAAAGAGAAGGAUGCAGAGAAGAGAUUCCAUAAGAUCCAAGAAUCAUAUGAGUUGUUGAACGACAAGGAGAAGAGAGCCCAAUAUGAUCAGUUUGGUGCCGCUGGAUUUGAUUCAAACGGUAAUGCCAAUCCUUUCGGUGGAGGUAAUCCUUUUGGAGGACAUUCAGGAAAUCCUUUUGGAGGUGCACAGGGUAACCCAUUCUCAGGAAUGGGAUUUGAUUUCGAAGAUUUGUUCAAACAGGCUUUCAACGGUGGCGGAGGCAACGGAAGGGGUGGAAGAGGACAGGGUUCUUUUGUAACUGAACACGUUGGUGACAACAUUGAAGUGUUGAAGACGAUUUCUUUCAAGGAAGCUAUUUUUGGUACUAGUGUUGAUGUGAACUAUAAAGCGGUAGAUACUUGUCACACAUGUUCGGGAUCUGGGUUAAAACAAGGCAAAAAGAAAUCCACUUGUCCUUCCUGCCAUGGAACUGGCCAAAGUACACAUAUUAUUGGUGGUUUCCAUAUGGCCUCCACAUGUAACACCUGUCAUGGAUCCGGUGUGACAAUCAACAAAGCUGACCAAUGUAACACCUGUCAUGGAAAUGGAGUUGAAGAGGCACCCAAAUCUAACAAAAUUGAUUUGCCAUGCGGAAUUGCGGAUGGAACUAGAUUGAGAGUUCCCGGAGGAGGUGAUGCGCCAUUUGUCACAAAAGAUCCCUACAACCAGACUAGAAAUGGUGAUUUGAUCGUCAGAGUCCACGUCAAGAAAGACCCGCUUUUCGAGCGUUCCAAGAACAACAUCAUCUUGAAGCAAGACAUCCCAAUGACCACUGCUGCUUUGGGUGGUGAAAUCGUCGUGCCUACUAUCGAUGGCCAGAAUAUCAAACUCAAGGUGAGACCUGGUGUACAGACAGGAAGAAAAUUAACCAUCCCAGAGAAAGGUGUGCCAAUCAACAGAAAUAUGAAUAAUAGAGGCGACAUGGACAUUAUUUUGAACGUGAAGACAUUGGUUCCUGAAACGCCAGUGCAGACUGCGCUAUUGGAAGCUUUGGCAGACGCCUUCAACGACAAAAAUGCCAAACGGACGCACGCAGACUGGAAACUAGAUAUGGAAGAAGAUGGCUCUACUGAGACUAUUGACGAGAAAGAUUUACAUCCAUCCAAGUUGCACCGAAUUGGAAAAAUGCUUGGUAAAUUCUUCAAUUUCAAGGAUGAACCAAAGAAGUAA
This is a messenger RNA of Clavispora lusitaniae ATCC 42720, 1419 nucleotides long. RefSeq names its product Mdj1p (gene MDJ1). Gene Ontology annotation, cellular component: cytoplasm. Gene Ontology annotation, biological process: response to heat; protein refolding. The record is from RefSeq and is a predicted model, not a curated record. Lineage: Eukaryota; Fungi; Ascomycota; Pichiomycetes; Serinales; Metschnikowiaceae. Gene Ontology annotation, molecular function: heat shock protein binding; ATP binding.